AUGAUCUCUCGUGCAGCCACCGCCGCGUUGGCGAUCGGCGCCCUGUUGGGCUGCCAGUCGGUCGAGGAGCGACUCGUCGCGUCGAACAACCGCGACUGGGUGCCCGACCAAUCGGUCUUGCCGACCGCGGAGUUCAGCCGCAGCGGCGACGUCGUCGCGAUCAAGAACGUCCGCUACUGCAAGCACCUCGACGCGGGCGAGUACGUCCUCGACUACGACGACCGCACCUACGACUUGCGACAACUGCGCGGCGUCGACUUCGUGACGAUGCCGUUCGGCCCCGUGCCGGCGCUGGCGCACACGAUGGUGAGCUUCGAGUUCGCGCCGCAGCCGCCGAAGAAGGACCCCGAGCACCUCGCCGUGAGCGUCGAGGUCCGCAAGGAGAAGGGCGAGGAGCAGUUCAACCCGGCGCUCGGCCUGGCGCAGCAGUACGAGAUCAUGUACGUCGUCGCCGACGAGCGCGACCUCUUGUACCGGCAAGCGGUCACUUACGACGGGCCGACCUACCUGUACCGCACCACCGCGUCGCCCGAGGCGGCGCGCGAGCUGCUGGUCGACAUGCUCAGCCGCGCGAACGAGCUGGCCGACAACCCCGAGUUCUACCACCUGCUCACCAACAACUGCACGACAAACAUCGCCGCGCACAUCAACCGCAUCCGGCCCAACCGGAUCGUCUACGACGCGAGCGUCCUCCUGCCCGGCUACAGCGACCAGAAGGCGUACGCCGAGGGCCUGCUGGUGACCGGCGGCGAGUCGUUCGAGCAGCUCAAGGCACGGUCAUUGAUCAACACGCGGGCUCGCUCGCCACGCGUGAACGUCGCCGAUCGCCUCGCCGCCGCGGCGGCGGAACGGCCAAACGCCACGGCUUUGGUCGAUAUGGCCGGACCAACGCGCCAAAACGGGCAACCCAUCAAGCGACUCAUGGCUGAGGGUUGCAGCCCGAUGUUCUCACUCACAUCGUUCGAGCACUUAAACAAAGAUGCCGACCUACUGGCCCGCGGCAUGGCGGCGAUGGGCAUCGGCCCCGGCAAGCGGAUCGCGCUGUUGGUGAAGCCGGGCAUCGAGUUCGUGACGCUCGUGUUCGCGCUCUUGCGGACCGGGGCGACGAUGGUGCUUGUGGACGCGGGCCUCGGGCGCAAGAACCUGGUCCGCUGCCUCGCGUCCACGGAGCCGGACGGCUUCGUCGCGAUCCCGCUCGGCCACGCGGUGCGCGUGUUGAAACGGAAGCACUUUCCGACAGCGAAGCUGAACGUCACGGUCGGCCGCCGCUGGUUCUGGAGUGGGGAGACGCUGGCGUCGCUAAGAAAGCUUGGUGAGCAAGUAUCCCCCUCCCCCACGGGGGGAGGGGCUAGGGGAGGGGGUCAGCGCACAGUUCAGGAAAACUCUUCCUGCAAUGACGGCGUUUCACCCUCCCCCAACCCCUCCCUGCAAGGGAGGGGGAUAAGCGCGCCGCUUCCGCAAACGACCGCCAUCGACCCCGCCGCGAUCGUUUUCACCUCCGGCAGCACCGGCCCGCCGAAGGGGGUCCUCUACACGCACCAGACGUUCGUCACCCAAUGCGACGAGAUCCAGCGGCAGUACGAUCUGCGGCCCGGCGCGGUCGACCUGGCGUGCUUCCCGCUGUUCGGCUUGUUCAACGUCGCGUGCGGCAUCACGACCGUGCUGCCAGAGAUGGACUUCUCGCGACCCGCUUCGUGCGACCCGAAGAAGCUGAUCGCCGCGGCGAACCAGUGGCGGGUCACGCAGGCGUUCGGCUCGCCGGCGGUGUGGGACCGCCUCAGCCGCCACUGCGAAGAGACGGGCGACUCGAUCCCGACCUUGCAGAAGGUCUUCUCCUGCGGCGCCCCCGUGCCGGCGAAGGUGCUCCGACGCACGCUCGCGUGCGUCCACCCCGACGCCGAGAUGCACACGCCCUACGGCGCGACCGAGGCGCUCCCCGUCGCGACGAUCGAAGCGAAAGAGAUCCUCGGCGAGACGGCGGCGAGAACCGACGAAGGCGCGGGGCCCUCGACGUCAGUCGGGGGAGGAACCACCAACGACUUCGACUGGCGCGUCAUCCGCAUCUCCGAUGACCCAAUCGCUUCAAUCGACGACGCCGAAGAACUCCCGCAAGGCGAGAUCGGCGAACUGAUCGUCCGCGGCCCGCAGGUCUCAACCAGGUACCUCACCGGCCAGCCGGAAGCGUCAGCGCCCGGAUCGACCGACCACAACGCCGCCGCGAAGAUCAUCGAUGACGACACGGUCUGGCACCGCAUGGGCGACGUCGGUUACUUCGACGCAGAGCAGCGAUUCUGGUACUGCGGACGCAAGUCACAACGCGUCGUGACGAGCGAAGGGCCUCUCUUCACAGAAUGCGUUGAGGGCGCGUUCAACCAUCGAUUGAACGCGAAUGCCUCGGCGUUAGUUGGCGUCAAGGUUUACGAUCAAGUGCGCUCGGUUGUUGUCUACGAUCGACGAGAGAGUUGGGGAACCCACGUCUUUUCGUGGGAGCAGGACGGCGAUAUCGCACACCAGCCACACGCCAUCCUAGACCGCAUUGAUCAGAUGAUUUGCUACCGGCAGCCGCUCCCCACCGACAUUCGCCACAACUCGAAGAUCCGCCGCGAGGAACUCGCCGCUUGGGCGGAGAAGCAGUUGCACAAGCGUGCCGAGAAAGCGGUGCGUGACGAGCUCGACAAGCUGAGCGUCGCGGAGCUAUCGCAACUAGGCGCGGCAAUGAAGCAAGACGUUAAGCUGGUUGAGCAGCGCGAUCAACCUCCCCUCUUCUCCGCCUUCCCGCUGCCGCCUUCGCCCUCCGACCGACGAACCACCCGCGAACCGCGUCCCUCCAUGCGUUGCUUAGUUACCGGCGCCGGCGGCUUCCUCGGCCGCUAUGUCUGCGAACAACUCGUCGCCCGGGGCGACGCGGUCCGCGGGCUCGCGCGUGGCGCUUACCCGGAGCUCGAAGCGAGCGGCGUCGAGAUGGUUCGCGGCGACCUGGCGGACCGCGACACGGUCGUCGCCGCUUGCGAGGGGGUCGACUGCGUCUCUCACGUCGGCGGCAAGGUUGGCGUCUGGGGGAAGUGGUUCGACUACUUCCGGGCGAACGUGCAAGGCACGCUCAACGUGCUCAGCGCCUGCCAGGAACAAGGCGUCACGCGGCUGGUCUUCACGUCGAGCCCGAGCGUCACGUUCGACGCCGCGCGCUGGGACUGCGACCAACGCGGCGUCGACGCGUCGGCGCCCUACCCGAAGGAGUGGCUCGCCCACUACCCGCACUCCAAGGCGCUCGCCGAGGACUUCGUCCUCACACAGGACGGCGCCGAGGUUGCCGGCGGGGGCGUGCUGCGGACCACGUCGCUGAGGCCGCACCUCGUGUGGGGGCCGCGCGACCAUCACCUCACGCGCCGGCUGGUCGAGCGCGCCCGGGCGGGGAAGCUCAAGCGCGUCGGCGCGGGCGAGAAUCGCGUCGACAUGGUCUACGUCGAGAACGCCGCCGAGGCACACCUGCUCGCCGCUGACGAGCUGGCGAGCCACUCGCCCCGCAACGCCGGCAAGGCGUACUUCAUCACGCAGGACGAGCCGGUCGACUGCUGGCAAUGGAUCGACGACAUCCUCGCCCUGGUGGACCUGCCGCCGGUCAACUCGUCGGUCUCCGCCCGCGCGGCCUACUACGCCGGGGCCCUGCUCGAGUUCAAGCACUGGCUCACCCGCAACUGGGCGAACGAGCCCCGCAUGACCCGCUUCGUCGCCCGCUCCCUCGCCACGGACCACUGGUUCGACAAGGAGGCUCCCGCCCACGACUUCGGCUAUCACCCGCGGGUCUCCACCGAGGAAGGCAUGCGGCGGUUGGGGGAAUGGCUCAGGAAGCGGGAAGCAGGCCGCAAAUACAAUCAUCGCUUCACUUUGCGGCGACAGCCCCAGCGGGUGUGCAGCAACCUCCCUUCCGCCUUCCCACUUCCGACUUCCCCCUUCGAAAUGCUCCGCACCCACACCUGUGGCGACCUCCGCAAGUCCGACGCCGGCUCUACCGCGACGCUCUGCGGCUGGGUCGACAGCUACCGUGACCACGGCGGCGGCCUGUUCGUCGACCUCCGCGACCGCUACGGGAUCACGCAGGUUGUCUUCAACCCGCCCGACUCGUCGCAGGCGAUCAUCGACGCGUCGAAGGAACUCCGCGCGGAGUACGUCAUCCAGGUGACCGGCAACGUCUCGCCGCGGCCCGAAGGGCAGAGCAACCCGAAGCUCGACACGGGCGAGAUCGAGCUCUGUGUCACCGAGCUUAAGCUGCUCAACAAGGCGAAGACGCCGCCCGUGUCGCCCAGCGAGUCGGUCACCGAGCUGCCUGGCGAGGACCUGCGUCUCAAGCACCGCUACCUCGACCUGCGUCGCCCGGCGAUGCAGCGGGCGAUGCUGCUCCGCGACAAGCUCACCAAGCGGAUGCGCGACUACUUCGAGGAACACCAGUUCGUCGACGUCGAGACGCCGAUCCUCGGCCGCAGCACGCCGGAGGGCGCGCGGGACUACCUGGUGCCGUCACGCGUGCACCACGGCAACUUUUACGCGCUGCCGCAGUCGCCGCAGCUCUACAAGCAGAUCCUGAUGAUCGCCGGCUACGACCGGUAUGUGCAGGUCGCCCGCUGCUUCCGCGACGAAGACCUCCGCGCCGAUCGGCAGCCGGAGUUCACGCAGCUCGACCUCGAGAUGGCGUUCAUCGACGACGACGACAUCAUGACGAUGAUCGACGGCCUCGUGGCGAAGCUCGCCAAGGAGAUCCUCGACAUCGACGUCGAGCUGCCGCUGCCGCGGAUGACGUACGACGAGGCGAUGACCCGCUUCGGUCACGACGCGCCCGACCUGCGUUUCGCUCUGGAGAUCGUCGACCUUACCGACCUCGCCCCGAAGAGCGACUUUGGUGUCUUCAAGUCGGUCGUCGAGGCGGGCGGCCACGUCCGCGCGCUCUGCGUCCCCGGCGGCAGCGAGCACUACAGCCGCCGCGGCAUCGACGCGCUAACGGAGUUCGUCAAAGGCCUCGGCGCAAAGGGCCUCGCCUGGUUCCGCGUCGAAGACGUCGAUGGAAAACCGACGCUCAACAGCAACAUCGCCAAGUUCUUCCCCGAAGAGCUCCGCGCGGAGAUGGCGGAGCGCCUCGGCGCGAAGACGGGCGAUCUCGUCCUCUUCUCCGCCGCCGACUGGCUCAGCACCUGCAAGGUGCUGCACGGCCUGCGGACGAAGAUCGGCGCCGAGAUGAAGCUGUACGACGAGAAGGCGAUGAACUUCUCGUGGGUCGUCGAGUUCCCGAUGUUCGAGCGGACCGAGGACGCGGACAACCCGCAGGCCGAGGGCGCCUGGUCGGCGAUGCACCACCCGUUCACCGCGCCGCUGGACGACCACGUGCAGUACCUCGACAGCGACCCGGCCAAGUGUCGCGCGAAGGCGUACGAUCUGGUGAUCAACGGCAGCGAAGCGGGCGGCGGCACCAUCCGGAUCCACGACGCGGAGGUGCAGGCCAAGGUCUUCUCGCUCCUCGGGAUCGACGAGGAGACCGCCGCCGACCGGUUCGGCUUCUUGCUCGAGGCGCUCGCCUACGGCGCCCCGCCGCACGGCGGCAUCGCGCUGGGCCUCGACCGUUUCGUGAUGCUGUUCGGCGGCUUCGACAACAUCCGCGACGUGAUCGCGUUCCCGAAGACGCAGAAGGCGACCGACCUGAUGACCGAAGCCCCUGGCGCGGUCGACACGAAGCAGCUCAAAGAGCUGGCGGUGAAGGUGGAUAUGUCCGGCCAUGACGGUCCGCCCCGUUUCAAGUAUCGAUCGAUGACCUCAGACGAGUCACGAGCCGAGAUCAAGCGUCUCCUUGAGAUGUACGCCGGUGUUACGUCGGCCGGUGUGUUUCGGAGCGAGAACGUCGUCAAUGUCUACUUUCGGUGUUGCGACUUCGCGUCGCUGAUGGCGAUCGCCGAGUGCGCCGCGUGGUCGAACUUGACCAUUCGCGUGUGCGGCAUCAGUCAUCCGCUCUGCUAUGAAGAUGAAGGCGUAACAGAUUGUCAGUUCAUGAUGGCAGCGCCGGACUCGCAAACCACUGAUGAUCAGCAUUCGGACGCGGCGAUAUUCUUUGGGAUCUACUUGACUCGUGACCUUGAAGCGCGGGCGAUUCUCUCGAAGGCUGACGCGGUUCGGCUGCAUCGCAUGUGGAACGCAGCAGUUCCUUGGGAGGCAGACGAGUAG
This is a messenger RNA of Cladocopium goreaui, 6204 nucleotides long. NCBI's taxonomy places the organism in Eukaryota, Dinophyceae, Suessiales, Symbiodiniaceae. The record is from the annotation of a GenBank genome assembly.